Molecule: messenger RNA, 1268 nt
Organism: Dama dama (fallow deer)
Lineage: Eukaryota; Metazoa; Chordata; Mammalia; Artiodactyla; Cervidae
Product: intercellular adhesion molecule 2-like
Exons: 5
Coding region: 145-1152 (335 amino acids)
Biological process (GO): cell-cell adhesion
Cellular component (GO): membrane
Molecular function (GO): integrin binding
Source: RefSeq, a predicted model, not a curated record
GUCAAAAACCAGGUGGCACUUGUUGAACCAGCAGCAGCCCAGGGAACAACGGCUGCUGGAAGCUGGACCUCAGCCACCCUGUUUACCUAUCACGGCAGCACCCGUUUGCUGAUACAGACCUGUUGCCCUCGGAGCUGGCCUUCCAUGUGGCCUCCCCAAGACCACUCAGAUAAUGAGAGGAAAUACGGUCAUCAGCUUAGGAAGGCUGGGGGUUCCGGACUGCAGCUGCAAGUCCUCCCCCCCACCCCCCGCCUCCCUGACCGGCGCCCUUCACCUCUCUGCAGUCAGUCCUCAAUGUUCCCUGUGAGCCUGCGGAUGCCACUCGAGAUGGCCCCUUUUGGUGGCUGGGGAACGCUCGCAGCCUUUCUCUCCCUGCUCUGCUGCCGAGGGUCUGGUGAGAAGGCGUUCGAGGGGCCAGAGCGACUGAUGGUGGGGUCUGGAGAGUUUCAGUUCAUUAACUGUACUGCCAGUUGUACGGACCCCAAGAGACUUGUUCUGGAGACGGCCCUAAACAAGACUGUCCUGGAGAGCCAGGCUCAGUGGAAGCUGUUCAAGGUCUACAACGUCUCCAAGGAUGAGGAGCUCCUGUGCAGUUCCACCUGUGGUGGCAAGCAGGAGACGAAACUUUUCCACAUCACCGUGUUCUACCCUCCAAAGCAAGUGCUGCUGACGCUGUCGCCCACCUCAGUGGCCGUAGGGAUGCUGUUCACCAUCGAGUGCAGGGUCCCCGCUGUGGCCCCCCUCGAAGGUCUCACUGUCACCCUGCUCCAUGGUACUGACAUCUUGUGCAAUCAGACCUUUGUGGGGACAGCACUUUCCCCCCAAGAUGCCGUGGUCACCCACAACACCACAGCUCACAGGGAAGACGGCCUGUAUAACUUCUCAUGCGAGGCCCAGAUGGAUCUGCGCUCUCGCGGCGGUGGCCUCGUCCACAGGGUCUCAGAUCCCCAGAGGCUUGAAGUCAAAGAGCCCGAGCCCAACAACCAGAUGGUGAUCAUCGCGAUCGUCAUAGUGCUGCUGCUCCUGUUUGUGACAUUUGUCCUCCUGUGCUUUGCCUUCGGCCAGAAGUGGUUCCGGGGGCGGACAGGUCAUUACCGUGUGCACGCCACUUGGAGGAGGCUGAUAGGGAGCCACCGGGCACCGCGUGUAUGAGCGGCGUGGCCACUGGCACGGCGGCCACUGGAACUCACUGUGGCUCCUUAGGGUGCGGUCCAGGCCUGGCUGGGGGACCAAGGCAAACAGCCUGAAUACAAACACCUGGACUUAAC